Messenger RNA from Penicillium argentinense, 1386 nucleotides. RefSeq lists its product as uncharacterized. Bases 1 to 1386 code for a protein of 461 amino acids. Gene Ontology annotation, cellular component: vacuolar membrane. Gene Ontology annotation, molecular function: amino acid transmembrane transporter activity. Lineage: Eukaryota; Fungi; Ascomycota; Eurotiomycetes; Eurotiales; Aspergillaceae. Gene Ontology annotation, biological process: amino acid transmembrane transport. The transcript is spliced from 5 exons. The record is from RefSeq and is a predicted model, not a curated record.
AUGGAUGUGACCGAGAUUCCUCGCAAGGACGAGGAGGACUUCGACCUCAAGAAAAUCCAGACGACUCCGGACCAUGAUGAUGUCUUUGGAGAGAUCACGGAAGAAGGCCCCAACUACCGCAAUGUAGGACUUGUGGGAACUGUGAUUCUCAUGAUGAAGACCCAAAUUGGUCUAGGGGUUCUGUCAAUUCCAACGGCCUUUGACGCUCUUGGGAUGGUCCCCGGCGUCAUCUGUCUAUGCGUCAUUGCAUUCAUCAUGACAUGGACCAACUAUGUGAUAGGAACUUUUAAACUGAAGCACCGCGAGGUUUACAGUAUUGAUGAUGCCGGGGCCAUCAUGUUCGGCCAUGCUGGUCGAGCUGUGCUCGCAAUAGCCUUUUGCCUCUACUGGAUCUUUGUCGUCGGCUCCGGCAUUCUUGGACUAUCGAUUGGUCUCAAUGCGGUUUCGAAACACGGCACCUGUACCGCAGUAUUCACCGCGGUCGCUGCGAUCGUGGGAUUCGCGUUUAGUAGUGUGCGGACUCUCGGAAGAAUCACCUGGCUGGCCUGGGUGGGACUUCCGUGUAUUCUCGUUGCUGUCAUGACCGUGACAAUUGCCGUCAGCUUUCAAGAUCGACCACCCAACGCACCACAAGACACGGCCGUUUGGGUCUCUGACUUCAAGGUCGUCGCCAGCCCAUCGUUCACCAAGGCCAUCACAGCGAUUAGUAGUCUCGUCUUCGCCUACUCUGGAACCCCCGGAUUCUUCGCCAUCGUGUCCGAAAUGCGCAACCCCAGAAAGUACACCACCGCCCUCGUCUGGUGCCAGUCAGGUGUAACUGCCGUGUAUAUCACCGUCGGAUGUAUUGUGUAUUACUACUGCGGCUCCUAUGUAUCCUCCCCAGCUCUCGGCUCCGCCGGAGGAGAGGUCAAGAAAAUCGCCUACGGUUUCGCCCUCCCAGGAUUGAUCGUGACUACCACGAUCUGCUCACAUAUCCCGGCCAAAUACAUCUUCGUCCACCUCCUUCGCGGCACCCGACACAUCAAUAAGAACACUCCUACCCACUGGAUCACUUGGCUCAGCUGCACCUUCUGCAUUGCAGUGAUCGCGUGGAUCAUCGCCAGCACCGUCCCAGUCUUCGACUCCCUGGUCUCAUUGAUCGGCGCUUUACUCGGCCCACUCAUGUCCUUCCAGCCCAUGGGCUGCAUGUGGCUUUACGAUAACUGGUCCAGGCGAGAGAAAAGAUUCUGGCUCGUCAAAACAUGCUGGAGCGGCUUUAUUGUCCUUCUUGGGACUUUUCUCAUGGUUGCUGGCACCUAUGGAUCGAUUGUUAGUAUUAUGGAAGCAUAUGCGGCAUCUGGAGGGUCGGCUGCUUUCUCAUGUGGUGAUAACUCGAACUCUUCAUGA